Molecule: messenger RNA, 1754 nt
Organism: Boleophthalmus pectinirostris (great blue-spotted mudskipper)
Lineage: Eukaryota; Metazoa; Chordata; Actinopteri; Gobiiformes; Gobiidae
Exons: 5
Coding region: 245-1675 (476 amino acids)
Biological process (GO): transmembrane transport; monocarboxylic acid transport
Cellular component (GO): membrane
Molecular function (GO): monocarboxylic acid transmembrane transporter activity
Source: RefSeq, a predicted model, not a curated record
UGCGAGUCGAAAAUAGCCCGUGUUCUCCAUCAGCAGCAGCAGUAGCAGCAUUCAGCGCCGCCCUCUUUCCAUCCGCAGCUCCACGUCAAACUCGGGAAAUUUAAACGGGACACGUCCACGCGACCAUUCACGGAUACGGGCAUCUCUCUACCCGGCUCCAAGGUCACUGCCUCAGCCCGGUUAAGGGGACGGGACGCACGAAUCCAUUCCCCGAAGGUCUGACUGAAGGCUGAGGAGGUCCAACAUGCCGCCCCCCACCACAGGACCCUCGGUUGUGCCCCCUCCAGACGGCGGUUGGGGCUGGGCUGUGGUCCUGGGAUCCUUCAUCUCCAUCGGCUUCUCCUACGCCUUCCCCAAAGCCAUCACCGUUUUCUUCAAAGACAUUCAAAUCAUCUUUGAUGCCUCCUACAGCCAGAUUGCGUGGAUCUCCUCUAUCAUGCUGGCUGUCAUGUACGCUGCAGGUCCUAUCAGCAGUAUCAUGGUCAACACAUACGGCUGUCGGCCUAUAGUCAUGAUGGGAGGCUGUCUCUGUGCUGUUGGAAUGAUUUCAGCCUCCUUCUGCACCAGUGUCAUACAGCUCUAUCUGUGCAUUGGCGUUAUCGGUGGACUUGGUUUAGCAUUCAAUCUGCAGCCAGCUCUGACGAUGAUUGGGAAAUAUUUCUAUAAGAAGCGGCCCAUUGCUAAUGGCCUGGCCAUGGCUGGCAGUCCUGUUUUCCUCAGUACACUGGCUCCACUCAACCAGUUCCUCUUCAACAGAUUCGGCUGGAGAGGCAGUUUCCUGAUCUUAGGCGGGCUGCUGCUAAAUUGCUGUGUGGCCGGCUCUCUCAUGAGACCUCUGGGACCCCCACCGGGUAAAGCCAAAAAAGAGGAGGUAGCUAGCAUCACCACCACAGAAAAGCGCACAGCCUGGCAAACUAUCAACAAAUAUCUAGAUUUAUCCCUGUUCAAACAUCGGGGCUUUCUUAUUUAUCUAUCCGGCAACUGCAUCAUGUUUUUGGGCUUUUUUGCUCCUAUUGUCUUUCUUGCAGCUUAUGCUAAAGACAUGGGUGUGGAUGAGUACAGUGCUGCCUUCCUGCUUUCAAUCCUGGCUUUUGUAGACAUGUUUGCCAGACCAUCCAUGGGACUAGUUGCCAACUCGCGAUGGAUUCGACCCAAAAUUCAAUACUUCUUCAGCUUUGCUGUACUGUAUAAUGGAGUUUGCCACAUCCUGUGUCCAUUUGCAGAGGACUACACAGGUUUAGUAAUUUACUCUAUAUUCUUUGGCUUUGCCUUUGGAAUGGUCAGCUCAGUGUUGUUCGAGACACUGAUGGACCUGGUUGGGGCUCCAAGAUUUUCCAGUGCUGUGGGACUCACCACCAUAGUGGAGUGCUGCCCCGUCCUGAUUGGGCCACCUCUGGCAGGUAAACUGGUGGACAUUACCAAAAACUACAAGUACAUGUAUUUCUGCUGUGGAAGUGUUGUCAUUGUGGCCAGUAUUUGGCUUUUCAUUGGAAACUUCAUAAACUACAGAUUGUUGGACCGGGAACGUAAGGCUGAGAUGUACAAGCGGACUGAGACAGAGGAUCCAGACAGAGCCCAGGAUAAAAAAGAAGCUGAUGGUGAAGCACAGCAGUCAUUACAGGAGCCAGUUGAGCAAAAGGAGGAGGAGCCUAUGCAGCGGGAAACAAACAUUUAGAAGAUUUUGGAUCAAAAUAAGCUCUGAUUUAACUUAUGUAUGGGGUCGCACCAUUCUGCUCCCUCUGAACUUGGGUUAA